Caenorhabditis remanei is the source of this 489-nucleotide messenger RNA. RefSeq lists its product as uncharacterized. Gene Ontology annotation, biological process: copper ion transmembrane transport. The record is from RefSeq and is a predicted model, not a curated record. Gene Ontology annotation, molecular function: copper ion transmembrane transporter activity. The coding region runs from base 1 to 489 and encodes 162 amino acids. NCBI's taxonomy places the organism in Eukaryota, Metazoa, Nematoda, Chromadorea, Rhabditida, Rhabditidae. The transcript has 4 exons. Gene Ontology annotation, cellular component: membrane.
AUGGACAUGGAUAUGUCUCUGCAUUUCGGUGAAAGAGAGAAAAUUCUCUUCAGCUGGUGGAAAACUGGAUCGUUUUCUGGAAUGGCAGUUUCCAUGCUCAUCAGCUUCCUUCUGUGCAUUCUCUACGAAGCCAUCAAAUCAUUCCGUUACUUCCUUGCCGUCUGGAAUAAUCAAAAGAGACAACAAAGACAUGCCGAAGCAUCCAUCACGAAUCCACAGAAUAGUGGAGGUGACACGAUUUCCGAAGAUUCGGUUCACAUCGCUCCGCUCGUUCAACUCUCUGGGUUCACUAGACGAUUAUUCACUUCGUACCGCCUCGCUCAAGGAGCUCUCUACGGUCUUCAGGCUCUUCUCGCGUACGCUCUCAUGCUCAUCGUCAUGACAUACAACAUGAAUUUGAUCUUGUCAAUUGUUGUCGGAGAAGCCGUCGGGUACUUCCUGUUCACUGGAAAUCCACUGGUCGACCAGCAUCUCACCGAUUGUUGCUGA